AUGCGCUCAGGUGAAGAAAUAAUUAAUUCCUGCGAUGAGAACGGUCAGUUUGGAAAGAAUUAUAUUAAACGUUUCAAAACAAAAAACAACCUUCCCUAUAAUUAUAUGGAUUUUGGUCACGCAAUAAUAGGAUAAUUAUUCCAGAUCUGUGGAAAUAGCUUUUCUUUUUUCCACACCAGCACGUAAGAGGACUACAUCCUGCAAUAUUCCUGAAGAGGUCAGAGGAUCCUGGCGAGCACCGGAUUUUAAGACCGAGGAAGGUAAUCUUCAGGUUUCUAUCGAUAUUGGUGCGACCUCAGCCACAAUGCACCAGAAAGUUGGCGAGAAGAAAACUGAAAUUAAAUUCGACUGCAUAUCUGGAAGUGACGAUGGCUAUUUUUUGACGAAAAGCGAAGUCCCAGAAUCGUACAAAUCAUUGUAUAAGCAAAUGAGGUAG
Molecule: messenger RNA, 436 nt
Organism: Paramuricea clavata
Lineage: Eukaryota; Metazoa; Cnidaria; Anthozoa; Malacalcyonacea; Plexauridae
Source: the annotation of a GenBank genome assembly